AUGUUUUUACUUUCUUUCUCUCUCUUCUCUUCUUCUGCCCGAAGGACAGGGGUGGCGGCGGCUGCCAGCUCUCAACCGCGGCCGUGUCCGUGCUCCGAUGGUGGUGGUGCGCCCGAGCCCGGGUUCCUUUGGGCCGGAGCUGCGAGGCGGUGCCCUGUGCCUGCGUGGCUGUGCUGCGGCUACGCCGCUCUGUGGCUGUGCUGCGGCUACGCCGCUCUGCGCCUGCGUGCUCGUGCCGUGGCUGGUGCACACACUGCAACUUUCAACAGCACAGUCCUUCAACUUCGACACAUGCAGGGCGACAGCCAGUGGCCGUGCGCCUGCUCACGGCGGCGGCGUGCACCAUCGACAAGGCCCACACCCAUGUGUUCGCAUGCUCUGGCGCGGCGGCUAUGGCUCAUAAAGUUUCACGGUAAUUACAAAAACAUGACUAAAGCUUGUUCACAUGCCAGUAUGCCAUGUGCUUGACCAGUAGUGAAAGUGUCAACUCCUCUCUGCUUCUUUCUGUUAGGCUGCAGCGCCGAAGCCAUUAGAACAUAUGACGCUUUUUCUUCCUGGCUUCUUUGUAAUUUGCAUGUCAGCUUCAAGCCAACAGAUAAAAUAUGCUAUAGAGAUGUUUUUCUUUUGUUUCAUGUGUGCAUUUGUGUUUAUGCCCGUCGGAAGAGAAAUGGGCUAAAAAAUGCAGAAACUUUC
Messenger RNA from Zea mays, 693 nucleotides. RefSeq lists its product as uncharacterized. The record is from RefSeq and is marked validated. Bases 1 to 468 code for a protein of 155 amino acids. The transcript has a single exon. NCBI's taxonomy places the organism in Eukaryota, Viridiplantae, Streptophyta, Magnoliopsida, Poales, Poaceae.